AUGCGGCUGCUGGCCUUCCUGGCGCCAGUGGCAGCGCUGCUGUUGGAUGGGUCUUCAAAGGCGAGGCCUGUCAGCAAAGUUGUGCAACUGCUUCAGAGCAUGAAGGUGCAGCUGGAGACUGAAGCAGCCGAGGAGGCAGAGCUGAUGGAGAAGCACACCUGUUGGUGCAAGGAGAAUGGGGAAGCCAAGGAGAAGGCGAUUCUCGAGGCGCAGGCCCACAUCGAGGCUCGCUGCCAGGCGCACCCAGAACGCUGCCGACCCCUCUGCGCCAGGAAUGGGAGGGCCGCAUCACCGAGCUCGAAGCGAUUAGUUCACGCCUGGAAACGGAAAUUUCGACCCUGCAAGAAGAGGUCGACAAGAACCAGGCUUCCUUUGAUGAAUCGGUUGGGCUUCGCAAGAAAGAAGUGA
This is a messenger RNA of Durusdinium trenchii, 408 nucleotides long. The record is from the annotation of a GenBank genome assembly. NCBI's taxonomy places the organism in Eukaryota, Dinophyceae, Suessiales, Symbiodiniaceae.